UUAAAUCUCGCGUCACUUGACUUGAACAAACACCUUGACAAAAUUGGACCCAAGAUGCCUCGCAUACCACCCACGUACGCCGACACCUUCUACGAGCCUCUGACCGAGGACGUGGAGGCUCUCCUCUGCCGUUUCCAGAACGCCGACUCGAUCCGCGUGGAGUGCUUCACGGCCCUUUGGAGGGAAGCCCGCUUUCAGGACGUCUUCUUGGGCAUCCCUAGCAUGAGCGAGAUGAAGAAGUUCUGCCGGGUGACCAUGGCCACAGCGGUCAAGUAUUUUCUACCACCCUACUGUUACCAGAUUCGGGUCGGUGGGCUGUAUUUUAUGUACGCCUUCUACAACACGCAGCUCGCCGUCCCUCCGGUGCGGAUCCGCCUGACCCUCCAGAACUGGGACAACGUGCAAGAUUUCUUGCGGGACUCUGUCCUUAACGGCCACUUGGACGUGAUUUAUGUAUAUCGGAAGCUGGUCUCCGCUAGGGCGUUGGAAUAUACUGCCAUGCCGCAUUUCCUCGUCUUCCAUCGGGCUAAAAAGGCCAAGGGCCAGAAGGUGUGCGCCGGAAUGUUGGCCAGAGCCACCGCGGUGAAGGAGCUGCUUUCUGAGGACUACUUGGAGGAGGUCGCCAACGUCCAGAACCACUACUACGAGAUGAAGAACGAACUGAUCGAGGUCCGUCUGCAGGCCAACAUGACCCAUGCCGACUUUGACUGCCGCCUCAAAGACUCUUUGAAUGAGUUCCUCACAUGGCAGCAGAAGACUUUUAACCAAGCAAACAUCACCAAUGAAAAUGAGGAUAAACCCACCGUGGAGGAGGACUGCCGUAGCCGGGCCGCCAUGCUGGCCUCCAUCAAAAAGAGGAGCUACGGGCAAGGGACCUCCAAGUCUAGGGGACCCUGCCAGGAAGUGGCGGCGGAGUCGUCCAGCUCGGGUCGCAACAAGAAUGGCAGACCCCUGUCGCUAAGAGCCCGCACUUGGAACACUCUUGGGAAGAACAAUGAAAAAUCAGACAUGCAGCUGGGGCAUUUGAGUGGGCACGACCAGAAACAGGUGUCAUUGCAACAAAAGAAGCGGCUUCAGUGCUACAAGCAAUAGAUUGUCCAUAUGCACUUAGCUGUUGGAUUAUAUUUUUUGUUUUUUGUUGAUAAAAUGUGUAAAUACCCCUAUUUCUAUUAAAUUUUGAUGCUAAAAAUGCUCAGUAUGUUGUCAAUUUAUCAAUGCCAGAAAUUAUUUCAAGUAAAAAUUGAAUGAAAAUUUUGUAUUGCUCGGGGUUUUAUCAUCCAAAAUGUGUUCAAGUUAAAUGAG
This is a messenger RNA of Corythoichthys intestinalis (scribbled pipefish), 1302 nucleotides long. RefSeq names its product snRNA-activating protein complex subunit 1-like. NCBI's taxonomy places the organism in Eukaryota, Metazoa, Chordata, Actinopteri, Syngnathiformes, Syngnathidae. The coding region runs from base 55 to 1092 and encodes 345 amino acids. Gene Ontology annotation, cellular component: snRNA-activating protein complex. Gene Ontology annotation, biological process: snRNA transcription by RNA polymerase III; snRNA transcription by RNA polymerase II. The record is from RefSeq and is a predicted model, not a curated record. Gene Ontology annotation, molecular function: sequence-specific DNA binding. The transcript has 2 exons.